UAUAAAUAAGGGAUGCUCAGAAUGUUUUGGUUACACCUGAUUAGAGGUUUGAGAGGUGGUGACAAACCUGCUGUAUAAAUCUUUUGUUGCAGCUGCAAGAAAAACGAUUUCUGGCUAAAAUUUAACAAUGGGUAACAAGACACCUUCAAGAAGCAAUUCAGGAUGUCUUAACGAAAUAAACAAAACAACAAUAUUCAAACAGGAACAGCCCCAAACCUGGUGUUGCUGUUGUGAAAAACAGGUGUCAUACAGAAUCCCAGCUCUCGUCUAUCUUAGUGUCGACCAAACCUUCCUUGCCUUUGCUGAAAAGAGAAAAACAUUAAGUGACACAAACGCAGAAGUGCUUGUGCUGAGAAGAGGAACAUGGAAGGAUGCCAAGAAUCAAGAAGUUGAGUGGGACAGUGGGCAUCAGGUGCUCUCUUCAGCUUGUCUACCAAACCACCGCAGCAUGAAUCCAUGUCCGGUCUAUGAAAGAGAAUCCAAGACCCUCUUUCUGUUUUUUGUUUGUGUUCCUACUCGGGUCUCUGAAUAUGAACAAAUACGGACAAACAAGAGCCAGGGACGACUUUGUUACGUUACCAGUACAGAUGCUGGCAAAACCUGGAGCCAUACUAUAGACUUGACAGCAGAUGUGAUCGGUGAGAAGAUGAAAGAAUGGGCUCCAUUUGCUGUUGGACCAGGACAUGGUUUUCAAAUGAAGAGUGGAAGACUGAUUAUCCCAGCAUAUGCUUAUCGGUACACAGGCAAACCUGAUUGCACAUCAUGUUGUUGCUUAUCGUUUUGCUGUUUCACUCCUUAUGCCUUAGCAUUCUACAGUGAUGAUCAAGGAAUCACAUGGAAGGUGGGGAACCAAAUGGAUGUUGAGUCGUGUGAGUGUCAGAUGGCUGAGAUCAUUGACGAGAAAGGUAUGAGUACUCUGUACUGCAAUGCCCGAACCCGUCUUGGCUACAGAACGGAGGCACUAAGCUACAACUCUGGAGAGGAUUUUAGCACAGUUUUAUCCCCAAACAAGCUGAUAGAGACCGGAAAGGGAUGCCAAGGGAGUGUGUUGAGUUUUCUAGAACAGAGUAGUCCUCCAAAGACAUGGUUGCUCUAUUCUCAUCCGUCCAAUCCAAAAAACAGAGUAGAUCUUGGUCUCUACUUGAAUAAAACCCCAGUGGAUUCCUCAGGGUGGCCAGAUGAACCUAUAAUGAUAUUGCAUCAUGGUCCCAGUGCGUAUGCAGAUCUGGUAGAGCAUGAGCCUGGACGCUUUGCUUGUCUCAUGGAGUGCGGAAAGGAACAUGAGAAUGAAGAAAUAGCCUUUUUGCUGUUUGAACUCCCUGUGAAAAAGCUGUAAAAGUGUUUAUUUAUAGUAGUGGUAGUACCUGCAAAUGAAUACAAUACAUCUAAUCACAACAAAUCCAUAUUUUCUCUGUUUUUGUAGCUGAAAACUGCUUCUAUAAAUACUGAUUUGGAAAAUGGGAUUUAUAUGGAACCAAACAAAUGCAAUAUAUAUACAGAUAAUUAGAAUAAUAGUCAUUAUCAGAUAUUUAGAAGUUAUGUAUUAUAUAUAAUUAUUGAACAGAUCUAACAAUUCACAUUCAAUUUAUAUAAUAGACAAUCUGAUGAAUAUAUGGAUUUAUAUCUCUGAUUUGCUUUCGAUGCAUUUGCGGCAGAGAUAUUUAAAUAAACUUUCAAAUAACAUGAACAUGGUGUCUCCUUAUUUCAAAAAGUUAUAAAUAUCUCAUAUUGAUAUUCUGCUGUGCAGAACUUAUUGCUUUGUUUAAGAUUUUGUUCCCCAUAAAAAGGCAGUUAGAUUAGAGUCUUGCUGUAAUAAAAUCUAGCAUUUUAAACUGUAUGCAUGUGUAGAAAACACUAGCAUUCAAAAACAUCUGUUUCUCAUGAGAUACGUGCUGUACCACGUCCAAAGGUCAGUGAAAAACUCUUCCCACCCAAAGGAAGUAUCUGAUGAUAACAUUCCUUGGAGUCCUGCCUGGAAUACAGAGGCUUCACAAUUCUGUCUGCCCGUAACAAUAGUACUGUGUACAGUAUGUUUCACUUAACAAGUCAUAGCCUACCUACUUUACUCCUAUCUGAACUACUGCCUUCUAUACUACUAUCACUAACUCUUUUGUUUCUCCAUACCUCCAUUUAGUUAAGUCCAUAUCUUCAUUCUCUCUCUCACUGUUACCAUCACUACUUCCUUCCUGCAGAUCAGCUUGUUGUCACUCCAGGUGUAGAAGUUAACAGGCACCAAGGAUCUUAGCUAUUUCUGCUAUUAGAAUAUGUGGCAUA
Carassius gibelio (silver crucian carp) is the source of this 2274-nucleotide messenger RNA. Its product is annotated as sialidase-4-like. Gene Ontology annotation, cellular component: membrane; cytoplasm; lysosome. Bases 128 to 1336 code for a protein of 402 amino acids. Gene Ontology annotation, biological process: ganglioside catabolic process; oligosaccharide catabolic process. Gene Ontology annotation, molecular function: exo-alpha-sialidase activity. The record is from RefSeq and is a predicted model, not a curated record. The transcript has 3 exons. NCBI's taxonomy places the organism in Eukaryota, Metazoa, Chordata, Actinopteri, Cypriniformes, Cyprinidae.